Dreissena polymorpha is the source of this 4183-nucleotide messenger RNA. RefSeq lists its product as uncharacterized. Gene Ontology annotation, molecular function: aspartic-type endopeptidase activity; nucleic acid binding; zinc ion binding. The transcript has a single exon. Lineage: Eukaryota; Metazoa; Mollusca; Bivalvia; Myida; Dreissenidae. Bases 788 to 3664 code for a protein of 958 amino acids. Gene Ontology annotation, biological process: proteolysis. The record is from RefSeq and is a predicted model, not a curated record.
GUGAACCUGUCCGACUGUUAACGAACGAACACUCAGUAAAAUUAGCUUGUGAUUAUUGUUAUUAAAUCGUUAUAUCUUUUAGCACGUGUUAAGUUUUACUUGGAAAAUAGUAAAGAUACAUUAUUGGCGACGAGGCAAAUACUUAAAGAACAGCGGGAUUCCGGGUAAUUAAGAACUUUUGCAUUUGCCAGUUUGGCAACCACGUGCUAUUGAAACAUCGUAUUUCACAACUGAGAUCGUCUAGAGUACGUUCGUAGGUGCAGAUCGACCAGCACAGAUUAUUUUUAAACAAAUUUGAGCCAGUUUGGCAGUAUUAAUUUGUUUAAGAAGUGUUUCUCUUGAAAAGAAAAUUGUUGCUGUGACGUCACGAGUUUAUGAGCACACAGGUGAACAUGUACUAGCGUUUUCGCAGUUUGCGGAGGCGCACAGGGGUACGUCGCAGUUUGCGCACAGGGACUUCUCGCAUUUGCAGUUUUCGGGGGCACACAGGGUGUUUUUUUGCAGUUUGCAAACAGAUACUAUGCUGCAGUUGUAAAGACGGAGGGAGUUGAACUUGGCUGUUCGUAUACUUCUGACCAGUUUGGUUGGUAUGGUGGGCUAUUGUUGCAAUUAAUUAAGUGAACAUUGGUUAACAAUAUUAUUCAACAUAAUUUGGUUUAAAUACAUCGAUUGGACUAUUUAGGUAAUUUUUAUUUGAAAAUAAGAAUACAAUAAGGCGAAAACAAUAAAACUCUACUUUCGGUUCAGUUGUGUACCAUAUAAGGAAAAACUAUUGUUAUAACGAAUCAUGAAUGGUUUAACGUGGUUAUCCGAGUAUUCAUUCUAUAUCGGUCUCAUCAUAUUCGCCUUAUUGUUUUUCCUAAAUAAAAAAUGUGGGUUUGAAUUCAUGACACUUCCCACAAGAGCUCAGUCACACUCAACACGUGAUAACGAUGAUUUAAACUUCUGCAGUGAUCCGAACUGUGUAAGAUGCUAUAAAUACACAGGAGUUUUAUGCAAGACCCGGAAUUGCCUUGAAGAUGUAUCUGAAAAACAAAUAGCUUCUGAUAUUAAAAGCGGAAUCAUAAGCGGUAGAUAUGAUGAUGAAGAGCAGCAGCCCAUUAAAAAAGAUAAGAAAAAGCAGUCAAGACAAGAUGAAAGGCCCUGUAAGCCCUCAAUUUAUAGCCAGGGGGUUGAACAGCCGUUGAAGAAACAAUUUAGAACAAAUGAGAGCAGUGACUCGGACAAUGAAUCAGCGGUGCGGGUGGAAAAGAGGCAAAGGGGAAAUCACUCCAAGACUUUUGAUCAUUUUAGGCGUCGUCGGUCACAGGAUAGGGUAUCAGAGGAAGACGACGACAGUGGCUCGGGAAAUGAAGACGACAACAGACGGUCAGUUCGUAAACAUUCCCGCUACAGUCAUGCUCCAUCUGGUGGUAGGCCAUCACAAAAGCCAAAGCACAGGAAUCACUCCAGCGACUCCAGUUCGAGAUCAGGGUCAAGACACGGUGUUUCAAGGAGGCGGCAUCGUCAUGUACAAGGUCGUCACAGGGCAAGGUCAUCACAAUCAAGGUUCUAUUACAGUUCCAGUUCAGAAUCUGAUAGUUUAUCAGAGAAUGAAUAUCACUCUAGAGUCCACGGUGAUCCAAGGAGGCAGCCAAAGAACCUACGAUAUGAUGGACGAACCAGUUGGCUGUCAUUCAAGCAAAAGUUCAACAGCUAUCGGAAAGUCUACAAAUGGUCUGAUCAUGAAUGCCGUGAUUACCUGAACUGGUGCCUCGAGGGGAAGGCUCUCGAUUACUUCACUAUUGAGACGCAUAUGGGAGAAAGUUUUUCUUUCCGUGACAUUAUGCGAAAGAUGGAAAGGCGCUUUGGUUCAAAGGAACUACCUGAGACAAGUAGAGCUAAGUUCCAGCAGGCUACACAGCAACCGGGGGAAUCGUUAGAAGAUUGGGCGGAUAGAGUGUUAACUCUGGCAAUACCUGCUUUUAGGGACCUUCCUGAUCAGUUUGGUCAAAGGGAGGCAGUUUCAAAGUUCUGUCAAGGUUGUAUUGACAGUGAAGCAGGGAAACACGCCUGUUUUGAACGACCACGAUCUAUUCAGCAAGCUGUUGAUCUGGUACGACACCAUCAGUAUGUCACUCAAGUGGUGGAUGGCAAGAAGGCUAAGCAAUAUGAUCAAGGAAUAGCGGUCAAUGCGGUUCAGUCCCCGUGUGAUGUGAGAUUAGAAAAACUGGAAAAGGCGAUCGAGCAGCUGACUUGUAAGUUUGAAGCUAGUUUAGCAUCAAACAGUGCAAGAAAUAACGAGGAUAUGACGUUCCCACAGAGGAUUUUCAGAUGUUUUCAUUGUAAUGGCAGGGGCCAUAUAAAAAAGAAUUGUAAGGUGCACCAGGAAUCCCUUAAAUCAACGUCUGAAGGUCAAGUGGCUGAAAAGAGUCCACAGAAGACUAAACUCCAAAGGGCCGGUAGCGAAGGCCAGGCACCGCAGCCCGAUGUAGCAAGAGGCCAUUUGUUAGUGCCGGUUGAAGUGCAGCAGGAUGCUUCAUCUGGAUUGGCGGCUGAAAAGGAAGGGAGCAAAUCCGUGUCAGCAAGUGGAGUGGAGACCAUAGCAGUCAUGGUUGUGACGGCAGGGUCUUCGUAUGUGAAUAUGUUGGUAGGAGACCGUCAGGUUAGGGCUCGGGUAGACUCUGGAGCGGAUAUAUCUAUACUGUCUUCAGCAGUCUAUGACCAGUUAGAGCGGAAACCAGGCAAGGUCAGGGAAAUCAACAUGCAGCUUGCUGAUAAGAAUUCGGUUCUCAAAGGAUUUGUGACACAGCCUUUACACGUACAGCUUGGAAAGCAGUCUUCCAGGGAAGGGGUAUGUGUAGCGCCAAUCAGUGAUGAGAUGUUGCUGGGACAUGACCUGCUGCGGCACUUCAAGGCAUUGAUUGAUCUGCACUCGGACUGCCUUUUAAUCAAUGGCGAAAGAAUACCUUUGAAUACAACAUUCAGAGAUAAACCGGUGGUAGCAAAAGUCAUCAUGUUCAAACGAACAGUGGACAUAGGUCCGGAUCCGGAUAUCCUGUCAGGAACGCCAAUUCCGAGAAAGGGUCAUAAAAAGUCAUCGACGGCAGUUUGCCCGAUGGAUGUCAGUUCUUCCAGCGGUGACAAGGUAGAAGCUACUGUUGGGGUCCAAGAGUGUCACUUCUCGGACAAGAAGGCAGAAGGUCAUACCGAGUCCUGGGCGGUUGGAUGUCUACCUUUGGUAGGGGUCGAGGGCGAUCAGUCCGAGGAUACAAGUCCUGUUCGGAGUCGCACGACCACCAGAAGAGACGGGGUCGAGGGCGACCAGUCCGAGGAUACAAGUCCUUUACGGAGUCGCACGACCACAAGAAGGGACAGUUCGUCCCAGAUCCAGAAGAGCUUGGAGAGCCAGCGCCAGGUGGAUAAGUGUACAAGAAACCACACCUGUCGUGUCCCUGGGUGUGACAGCGUGGGGGUUAAAUUUGAAAAGGUCCAUGCGCCAACAGUUUACGAUAGACAGUUGGCCGAUCCAAGCGGCCAGUUAGCUCAUGUUUUCAAUCGAAUGGAAUCGGCUAGUCAGCCUGAUUCAUAUCCGUGGGAUCCGGGGGGCGAGCCGUUCACUCAGUCGUGUCGGGUGUUGGCUGGAAGUUUUUCCCAACACCCACUUUUGUUACAACAGGAGUGAAUUCACGCUCCUUACUUCACUAGGCCCUAUCAUCGAUUUCCGGCGCCAACGGAAGAUGGGGAUGUGACUGCGAUGUUGGCGGAACUUCAGGGGGUGACAACGCAGCACAUCCUGAAAGUCACCACGAGAAACGCAGUCAACCUGUCUGAUGCGAUCUCCACAGGGCAGGUUGCCCUGUAGAUCUACCUCGGAAAUCGAUGGUCCCCAAUAUACGCCAGUUUGGCAAUCCAGGAUUUGCACAACAAACCACAACCAGAUAAAUGGCAGAAUAUUGUUUCGGGCGGUGGUACCUGGUCCGGGGAGCGGUUCCAACAAUAAAGACGGGGGGAGUGUUGUGGCUGACCUGGAGAGUUGCGUCUGACCCAUCGGAAGCGCGUUGCGCAUGCGUAUGGAGGGGACGCCGUGAACCUGUCCGACUGUUAACGAACGAACACUCAGUAAAAUUAGCUUGUGAUUAUUGUUAUUAAAUCGUUAUAUCUUUUAGCACGUGUUAAGUUUUACUUGGAAAAUAGUAAAGAU